This is a messenger RNA of Gracilinanus agilis (Agile Gracile Mouse Opossum), 1999 nucleotides long. RefSeq names its product ankyrin repeat and SOCS box containing 13 (gene ASB13). The record is from RefSeq and is a predicted model, not a curated record. Gene Ontology annotation, molecular function: protein binding. NCBI's taxonomy places the organism in Eukaryota, Metazoa, Chordata, Mammalia, Didelphimorphia, Didelphidae. The transcript has 6 exons. Gene Ontology annotation, biological process: positive regulation of protein catabolic process; protein ubiquitination; intracellular signal transduction. Bases 36 to 869 code for a protein of 277 amino acids.
GGAAAACACUGAAGGCGGGAGACCCGGUGGACAAGAUGGAGCUGCGGAAUGCUGACAGCUCCUUGGGAGAAAUUGGGUUCUGGGUGGACAGGACACCCGUUCAUGAGGCUGCCCAACAGGGCGAAACCUUGCAGCUCCAGCAACUGAUUGAGAAUGGUGCUUGUGUCAACCUGGUCACUGUGGACUCCAUCACCCCUCUGCAUGAGGCUAGCCUUCAGGGUCAGACACAGUGUGUGAAACUUCUGCUGGCUGCCGGUGCCCAGGUGGAUGCCCGGAACAUUGAUGGCAGCACCCCCCUUUGUGAUGCCUGUGCCUCGGGCAGCAUUGAAUGUGUGAAGCUGCUGCUCUCUCAUGGGGCAAAGGUCAACCCACCACUGUAUACUGCAUCCCCACUACAUGAAGCCUGCAUGAGUGGAAGUUCUGAAUGUGUGCGACUUCUCAUCGAUGUUGGGGCUAAUCUAGAAGCCCAUGAUUGUCAUUUUGGUACCCCACUACAUGUUGCCUGUGCAAGGGAGCAUUUGGAUUGUGUGAAAGUGCUACUUAAUGCAGGAGCCAAUGUGAAUGCAGCAAAAUUGCAUGAGACAGCUCUUCAUCAUGCAGCCAAAGUAAAGAAUGUAGACUUAAUUGAGAUGCUAGUUGAGUUUGGAGGCAACAUUUAUGCCCGGGACAAUCGAGGAAAGAAGCCUUCUGACUAUACUUGGAGCAGCAGUGCCUCUGCCAAAUGCUUUGAAUAUUAUGAAAAGACACCUCUGACCUUGUCACAGCUUUGCCGAGUGAGCUUGAGGAAGGCUACCGGCGUCAGAGGACUUGAGAAAAUUGCCAAGCUGAAUAUUCCUCCGAGGCUCAUCAACUACCUCUCAUACAAUUAAGACGAAGACACAGAAGACAGAGCGGUCUUGGGAUCUCAUCCUGUGUUGCUACGAUUAUUUGUCCCAACAUCUGGAGGAGGAAAAUGACUUCAGUGUCUGUAGUGGUAUUAAUGCCAUUUACAGGACAUUUCCAUUUGUCCUCCUCUCCCUGUUCUAUCAGAGAAGCUACUUCAAGCGUAAUAAGAAAACACUAAUUCUUAGUUCUUUAUCAUAGACAUGCUUCUGAGAUAGCGCAUAUUGGAAUUGUAUCCUAACUUUGUCACUGCCACAGUGUCCGAGUUAGUGGUGGAAAGGAAGUUGCUAGUCUGGGCUUCUUUAUUUGACAACCUUCCUCAGAGUGACUCAGUACAAAGCAUAACUCAGAGCAGAGAGGGGAAAUGGCUGUUGUGGACCCCUCUGUGGAUACUCCUGAGCUUCCUUGUCUUUCCCAUAUCUGGUGGGAGCUCAUGGAGAUGUUUAUCCCUUAGUGGAACUGAUUCCACUUCACACUGACCUUCUUUGGGAUUAGAUGUUUAUAGGUGAGGGUGGAUUGAGGUCCAAAGGCCUGGGAAAACUUAAGGGCAAUCCCUUUCCAUCACUGACAGCAAACAUGCCUCUUUAUUUGCAUAAUGCCCUGUUUUACAUUGUAACAAGGUACAGAAAAGCCCCCUGAUUGAAGGGAUUUCUGUUUCUCAGGAAGCUUUUUAUUGGUCAGAGUUGAAGAGAAUGACCAUAGCCUGGUAAUAUUUGUUUUGAUUACAAGGAGUUCAGUCCACUACUAGUUUAUUUCAAGAUUGGAAGGCCUAUUUAUCUACACAGGGGAGGGAGGACCCAUUGCUAUAUAAUUUUAAAAAAUUUAGCUUUUCUCAAGGUGGUUCCCUACAUCAUGAGUAAAGUUAAACCUCAUUUCAGUCUUAAAAGCCUAGUUAGUUCACUAUUACAGGAAAUGAUGAUAAAAUAAAUUACCUUGUUGGUGUUCAGCGCCUUUCAACUCUAAUUGAAAACUCUUCUUAAGCAAUUAAACCUACUAACGUUUGCACAUAAAAUUUCUGCUACCUUCCUCAACUCUCCUUGGCUCCCUAAUCCAGACUUCAAUAAAAGCUAUGGGUCAAUAAAGGGACAAUCUUGUAUCUGUAUUGCCUUUUUCUUCU